AUGCUGCCCAUCUGGCAUUCCGGGCCACCUUCUCCGCCCGUCACGAACACGCAUGACUUCAACAUGUGGCAGGACUACUUGAACCUGUCAAAGCUUCUUGGUGAAAUUAUUGAGGAGCGCAGAAGGGAAUCCAGGAGCCUCCUAACCUGUCAGAUGGCAGAUCCCUGCCUGCCAGGGACACCCCUUCAAAUCAGAUUCAUAUGCAACUUCUGCAAGCACAACGGGGAAUCCAAGAAGGUCUACUCCUCCCACUUGCUGAAGCAAGCCGACGGCACCGUGCUGUGCCCCAUCCUGCGCAACUACGUCUGCCCGCUCUGCGGGGCUACAGGAGACCAGGCUCACACGCUGAAAUACUGCCCGUGCAAUCAAGAAAAGCAGUCCCUCUACUGCAAAGGCGGGCGUAACUCAGCUGGUUUCAUCGUGAGACGGUGA
Gopherus flavomarginatus (Mexican gopher tortoise) is the source of this 432-nucleotide messenger RNA. It is a transcript of the gene NANOS2, whose product is annotated as nanos C2HC-type zinc finger 2. Bases 1 to 432 code for a protein of 143 amino acids. The transcript has 2 exons. NCBI's taxonomy places the organism in Eukaryota, Metazoa, Chordata, Testudines, Testudinidae. The record is from RefSeq and is a predicted model, not a curated record. Gene Ontology annotation, cellular component: perinuclear region of cytoplasm. Gene Ontology annotation, biological process: negative regulation of translation; oogenesis. Gene Ontology annotation, molecular function: zinc ion binding; mRNA binding.